Molecule: messenger RNA, 1058 nt
Organism: Topomyia yanbarensis
Lineage: Eukaryota; Metazoa; Arthropoda; Insecta; Diptera; Culicidae
Product: PRA1 family protein 3
Exons: 4
Coding region: 134-697 (187 amino acids)
Cellular component (GO): membrane
Source: RefSeq, a predicted model, not a curated record
GUUCGAUUCCUGUCAAGUUGUCAGGUGCAUGAAUCAGAAUAAUACUUUGUUUCGGAAAUUGGCUACAGUUGUUACAUUCUUCGUAGAAGCUGGUUCCCUAACAUCGUAGUGAAGUUUAAAAAUCAAGCAAAAAAUGACCUCACAACCAGGAGGAAACUUCCAGUUGGCGCCUCUGCGAUCAGUGAGCGAUUUUCUUCUGGAAUCGGCUCGGUUCCAGUUGCCCAACGUUCAGGAUUUCGAGAAAUGGGGCAAUCGAGUUGUCAAAAACUUGCUGUACUAUCAGACUAAUUAUUUUCUCAUGAGUGGCGCCGUGUUUGUGCUGAUUGGUUUGCUGCAUCCGUACAAGGUCGUUCUUGGGGUCUCGAUUAUCAUGGCGCUUAUGUACGUGUUUAUCAAAUUCUUCGCUUCUGAGGCACAACGUUCUUUGAGUGCAGCGGCCGGCCAACAACAACCGAACAAAUGGGCAGUUCUGGGUGGAGUCCUGGGUUGCAGUUAUUUGGUGCUCUUCCUUUUUGAUGCCGUUCUGAUUGUGAUGUUUGCUAUAUUGUUGCCCUUCUCACUAACGUUCAUUCAUGCUUCGUUGCGUUUGCGAAACAUCAAGAACAAGAUUACAAAUACUAUCGAGAUUGUUGGAGUAAAACAGAGUCCGAUGGGUCAAUUUCUCGAUGCAAUGGGACUCAUGCCGGAUGCAUUCUAACUUGGACUUCCCAAACGAAAUAGAAAAAGGCAGCUUAAGGCUUAUCACAAUCAGCCAUUCGCCAACUGGUGUUUUACACAUUAAAAAUGGACCGGAGUUUGCUUAGCCAAAAGUUUCAAAUAUUGUCUCUCUUCUGUCGCAACGAUUCAACCUGCGUUAAGCGGUUCAAUAAUAUUAUUUGAUAAAUCUCGAUAACGUCACGAGAAAACAAUACAAAAAGUAAUCCUCGUUAUUAACUUCUAGUCAUAAUUCACAAAAAAAGAUCACUGUUUGAAUAUACAUCUUGACCUUGUUAAAACCGAAAAAAGGAAUGUAUGCAGUGUUAUAAUAAAUUAUUUUGAUAUGGUCAACCCAUAGAAAA